Molecule: messenger RNA, 861 nt
Organism: Penicillium olsonii
Lineage: Eukaryota; Fungi; Ascomycota; Eurotiomycetes; Eurotiales; Aspergillaceae
Source: the annotation of a GenBank genome assembly
AUGCCAAAUUUCACCAUCCACCCCCCAACGCCAGCCCACGCAACACUAAGCUACCCAUCCCCACACGUCCUCCUCGUCACUCUAAGCCGACCCCGCGACCUAAACUGCAUCAACGCCCAAGGCCACGCAGACCUCCACUCAGUCUGGGAAUGGCUAGACGAAGAGCCCAGUCUCCGCGUCGGCGUUCUAACAGGACAAGGACGGGCGUUUUGCGCAGGUGCCGAUCUAAAAGAAUGGAACACGCGCGCCUCAUCAUCGAAAACCACACCGAUGCCCAAUAGUGGAUUUGGAGGACUUGCACGGCGCAAGGGCAAGAAACCCGUUAUCUGCGCCGUGAACGGCAUCUGUCUUGGCGGGGGUGCGGAGAUGAUCAUUAACUCCGAUAUUGUGAUUGCGUGGACUGGGGCGGUUUUCGGAUUGCCGGAGGUGAAGAGGGGGGUUGUUGCGCUUGCGGGGGCAUUGCCUCGGCUUGUGAGGACUGUUGGCAAGCAGCGGGCUAUGGAGAUGGCGUUGACGGGGCGGAUGGUUGGAGCGGUUGAGGCGGAGAAGUGGGGGCUUGUGAAUUCGUUGGUUGAUGUUGGUAAGGUGGAGAAGGGGGAGGCUGGGCAGGAGGUUGUUGCUAAGGCUGUUGUUGGCAAGGCUUUGGAGGUUGCGGCUGAGAUUGCGGGGAAUAGUCCUGAUGCGGUGCUUGUUAGUCGGGAGGGGCUGAAGUUGGGUUGGGAGGGGAUUGGGGCUGAUGAGGCGACGGUUAUGUUGAAUGAGACUUGGGUUAAGAGGUUGUAUGAGGGGGAGAAUAUUAAGGAAGGGUUGAAGGCUUUCGUGGAGAAGAGGAAGCCCGCUUGGGCUGAUAGUAAGCUGUGA